AUGGCUAAAGCAUCUAAAGUCGACAAGAAAUUGUCUAAGAAGAAAGAAGAAAAACCUGCUAAGAAGGUUGAAGAAGAAAGUUCUAGUGAAGAAAGCAGUUCUGAAGAAAGCAGUUCCGAAGAAAGCAGUUCCGAAGAAAGCAGUUCUGACGAUGAUUCGGACAAUUCAAGCAGCUCCAGUGAUGAAAGUUCCGAUAGUGACAGCAGUGAUGAUGAAGAAGUAGAAAAGAAGGAAGAGAAGGCUGCCUCUGACAAAGAAGAGGAUGAAGAAGAAAGUUCUGAUUCAUCUAGCUCUGAAAGCGAAGACGAAGAAGAAAAGGCUGCCUCUGGUGAAGAUGAAAAGAAGGAGGAAGAAUCUUCAUCAGACAAUGAAAGUAGUGAAUCCAGUUCCGAUAGUUCCAGUUCAGAAAGUGAUAGCGAUUCUGAUUCUGAUUCAGACAGCGACUCCGACUCCGACUCCGACUCCGAAUCCGAAUCCGAAAAAGAAGAAGAAAAAUCUUCUAAGAAACGUAAAGCUGAAGAAUCAAAGGAAGAAGUUUCUACUCCAGUCAAGAAAUCCAAACCAGCUGCUGUUAAUGAAGAGCCAGCCACUUUAUUUGUUGGUAGAUUAUCAUGGAACAUCGAUGAUAGUUGGUUAAAGAGAGAGUUUGAACAUAUUGGUGGUGUUAUUAGUGCCAGAGUCAUUAUGGAAAGAGCAACUGGUAAAUCUAGAGGUUAUGGUUAUGUUGAUUUUGAAACCAAAUCAGCCGCUGAAAAAGCACUUGAAGAAAUGCAAGGUAAAGAAAUUGAUGGCAGACCAAUUAACUUGGAUAUGUCUACUGGCAAACCACAUGCAUCCAGAUCCACUAAUGAUAGAGCCAAACAAUAUGGUGACAGUCAAUCUGCCCUAAGUGACACCUUAUUUGUUGGUAAUCUUUCCUUCAAUGCCAACAGAGACAAUUUGUUUACUGUUUUUGGUGAAUAUGGUAAUGUUAUUUCAUGCAGAGUCCCAACCCACCCCGACACCCAACAACCAAAAGGGUUUGGGUAUGUUCAAUUCUCCAGUGUUGACGAAGCCAAGGCUGCCUUAGAAGCAUUAAAUGGUGAAUACAUUGAAGGUCGUCCAUGCAGAUUAGAUUUUUCAACCCCAAGAGAUAACAGCAACACCAAUAAUAACAGAAGAGGUGGUUUUGGUGGUGGUCGUGAAAGAUCUGCUACCCCAAGAUCCGGUAACAGCACUCCAAGACCAAACAGGUCAGCCGAAUUCAAAGGUACUAAAAAAACCUUUGAUUAA
This is a messenger RNA of Candida dubliniensis CD36, 1272 nucleotides long. RefSeq lists its product as uncharacterized. Gene Ontology annotation, molecular function: RNA binding. The coding region runs from base 1 to 1272 and encodes 423 amino acids. Lineage: Eukaryota; Fungi; Ascomycota; Pichiomycetes; Serinales; Debaryomycetaceae. The record is from RefSeq and is a predicted model, not a curated record. The transcript has a single exon.